AUGCACUGUCGUUUGUCUUUGUGGCACAUCCAUGGAUCGCAGAAAUCCCCAUUGACAACGAUUGGCCCGGAUCUGCUGGACCGCAGGAAGUGCUGUCCGACCAUGGCUCCCCUCCUGUCAACACCUCUCAGGCACCGGUCAGGUGUCUUAAGCUCAAAGACCUGGAGCUUCUUAGCGUUUAGCUCUUUCCCCUCCGUUAACCUCACCAUGCAAGGGCUUCACGUAGACAACCUCGGUCCAUCUUCAUACGCUUUCCCCGACUUGAUAGGCAUACCCAUUCCAGACGACGAACAACUCUGGGGCCUAAGCCCCGUCUCUCCAAUGGCCGAUUUUGCUCAUUCCGCCUUAGAGCGCGAUUUGAAAAACGCCCAGGUCCGCAAUGGCCAACCCACCCCACCACCCUACGACGAUGGCCGACUCGACCUGAACACCGCGAGCAAGCGACGCCGCGCCCACGAAUACAAACUAGCCGCAGAUUCCCUGAGUCCCGAUCUUGACGACGGACCACCAGAUCGCGCCAAGCGCGCCAAGUUCCUCGAGCGCAACCGCCUCGCCGCGUCGAAAUGUCGCCAGAAAAAGAAAGAACAUACCCAACAGCUCGAAUUCAGCUUCAAAGAACAAUCCGAGAAGAAAGACAAUCUCAUGACCGAGAUCGCCAAGCUGCGCUCAGAGAUCCUAGCUCUCAAAAAUGAGGUCUUGAAACAUGCCCAGUGUGGCGAUGAGCCCAUCAAGGUCCACCUAGCCCAGAUGGUCAAAAAGAUCACGGAUGUCGACGCCCCCGGCUCGUCCGACGAGCCGAAGCUCGACCGCACCGUUCCCUCGCUCAAUCGCACCCCGGCCCCGGCUGUGGCUGUGCCCGUGUCAGCGCCGGCGCUCUCGUUCGGCUUCGAUGACCCCAUGCAGCUUGAGCCCGCGGCCGCCGCGGCCGCCGAAGCAUUCGAGCAGCAGAUGCGAAGGGAGCCGGAGACGUCGCUCAUCUCUGAGGGAUCUUAUUCUUUCUCGUCGGAGGAUCCGACUUUUGACGACUUGAUCAAUGUGUGA
Penicillium olsonii is the source of this 1041-nucleotide messenger RNA. The record is from the annotation of a GenBank genome assembly. Lineage: Eukaryota; Fungi; Ascomycota; Eurotiomycetes; Eurotiales; Aspergillaceae.